AUGUCUACCACGAAGCCUACGAAUGCCGCUGCUCCUGCCAGUACCUGGCUGGGUCACAAGGGGGCAGCAGGCUUUGACUUGAGAAGUGAUACCAUGACAACACCCACGCCGGCUAUGCUCGAAGCCAUCAGGGUCGGCUCCCUGUUUGACGACGUGUUCGAGGAGGAUACGACAACGAUCGACCUCGAGACCCACGUUGCUGCCCUCGCGGGCAAGGAGGCUGGAUUGUUGGUCCUCUCUGGGACGAUGGGCAACCAGCUGGCGCUCCGGUCUCUGCUCACUCAGCCUCCACACAGCGUCUUGAGCGAUCACCGCUCUCACAUUAUCCAAUAUGAGGCGGGCGGCGUGUCAUCCUUAACGGGUGCCUUUGUUCAGGCCGUCGUGCCGCGGAACGGCAUACAUCUCACGCUCGAGGAUGUCAUGGACAGCGUUUGCAUCGACGACGAUGUGCACUCGUGCCCCACCAGGGUCAUCAGUCUCGAGAACACGCUCAACGGAAUGAUCAUGCCCCUGGAAGAGGCCAGGCGGAUUUCAACCUUUGCGCGAGAACACGAUAUUAAGAUGCAUCUCGACGGCGCACGGCUUUGGGAGGCCACCGCAUCCGGCGCUGGCAGCCUCGCUGACUACUGCUCUCUCUUCGACACGAUCAGCCUCUGCUUCUCCAAGGGCCUGGGCGCCCCCAUCGGCAGCAUCCUCGUGGGGCCGACAAAAACCAUCAAGCACGCGCGCUGGGUGCGCAAGUCCAUCGGCGGUGGCCUCCGUCAGUCGGGCGUCGUGGCGGCGCCGGCGCGGAUCGCCGUGGACCAGACGUUCGGCACGGGGCCCAACGGCGAGGGCGGCCUGCUGACGACGUCGCACGAUGUGGCGAGGAAGGUUGAGGCACUCUGGACGGGACUCGGCGGCAAAUUACUUCACCCAGUGCACACCAACAUGGUCUGGCUUGAUCUGACAGCGGCGGGAUGUUCCGCUGCCACGUUUGUGCAAUACGGGAAGGAUGUCGGCCUGAAGCUCGGCAGCGGACGAAUCGUGGUCCACUAUCAGAUUGCGCAGAACCAGGACCUCGUGCUCCCCAAGCUGGAGGAGGUGUUCCAGAGGACGCUGGCGGGGGACAAGACUGGGGCUGAGGCGAAACAACAGACAGGACGGGCGAGCAUGUAUACUGUCCAGUAA
Molecule: messenger RNA, 1170 nt
Organism: Verticillium nonalfalfae
Lineage: Eukaryota; Fungi; Ascomycota; Sordariomycetes; Glomerellales; Plectosphaerellaceae
Exons: 3
Coding region: 1-1170 (389 amino acids)
Biological process (GO): glycine biosynthetic process; L-threonine catabolic process
Cellular component (GO): cytosol
Molecular function (GO): L-allo-threonine aldolase activity
Source: RefSeq, a predicted model, not a curated record